AUGGCCGUCGGACUCGGAGAGACUAUCACUGUUAUUAACAAGAGCGGGAAGGUCGUGAGCAGUAGCAAGCACAUUGUCAACGUCUUCAAGGAGGCCAAGGCCGCCUACCGCGAGCGCAAGGCGGAGAUCAAGGCGGAGCGCGAUGCCGCCGUGAAGGAGAAGGAGCUCGCCAAGGGCGUCAAGGCCAUCCGCCUGGACGACGACGACGCCCGCUCCCAGGUCUCGCAUCGCUCCAAGGCGUCCAAAGCCCACACCCAUCGCACCAAGGCCCAUGACCGGCCCGUGAUGGAGCGCGGCUACAGCGACAGCUUCUAUGCCAACGACAGCCCGCGAAGCAGCAAACACCGCUUCGAAGCCGACCUCGCCGGCGACGCACACAACAAGGAGAUUGCGAGGAGGAAUUCCGAUCAGGCCGUCCAGCGCUCGUCGCAGAGCAGCAAGUCGCGAUCCAAGUCAGUCGACAUGGACCUUUGCUACGGCGACGUGCCCCCGCCCCUGCCCGACAAGAAGUACAACGACGUCGAGCUGAAAGAGAAGGCUUCCAAGAUCGAGUUGCUCCUGGACGAGGCCAACUGCUUACAACACACGGCCACGGCUAUGAUCGAGAACCUGCAGAAGAAUCCCGAAGCGCUUGCCGCCGUAUCACUCACGCUCGCCGAGAUCAGCGCCAUCGUCGGCAAGAUGGGACCUGGUGUCCUCAUGACGCUCAAGGGCAGCUUCCCUGCCGUUGCAGCUCUGCUCCUCAGCCCCCAGUUCAUGAUCGCUGGAGGUGUCGCUGUCGGCGUUACCAUUGUCGCACUCGGUGGAUACAAAAUCAUCAAGAAGAUGCAAGUCCAGAAGGAAGUCGACGCACCCCUACCCGAGCCGCAAAUGGCGAUGCCCAUGCGUGCCGCUACCAUGCCCAUCGAAGACUCCAACAACCAGCUCGACGAGCUCGAGCCCCAGGAGCUCAGCCGCGUAGAGCUGUGGCGCCGCGGCAUCGCAGACGUCGAGGCCAACAGCUCCGGCACCAGUGUCGACGGCGAGUUCAUCACGCCCGAAGCCUCCCGCACCCUUUGCGCCGCCGGCGUACUUGACGAAGACGAUCUCAAGUCCCGCCGCAGCACCCGAUCCAAGAAGCACAGCAGCGAAUCAAAACACAAAGAGCACAAAGAGCACAAGCACCGCGCACCGAAGUCCGAAGUCAGCGUCAAGACCAGCAAGACCUCCGACUCAAAACGUCCCUCCAGCAAGGUUGCCUCAAGUAAAGUCGCUUCCAGCAAAGUCGCCUCCAGCAAAUCCGGCAAGGAGAGCAGCAAAGAAAGCAGCAAGACCAAGAAGAAGGAGAAAGAGCCUUCCGGCCUCAAGAUGUUGUUCCGCGCCCACACUGUCGCCGUCUAA
Messenger RNA from Alternaria novae-zelandiae, 1380 nucleotides. RefSeq lists its product as uncharacterized. The coding region runs from base 1 to 1380 and encodes 459 amino acids. NCBI's taxonomy places the organism in Eukaryota, Fungi, Ascomycota, Dothideomycetes, Pleosporales, Pleosporaceae. The transcript has 2 exons. The record is from RefSeq and is a predicted model, not a curated record.